Molecule: messenger RNA, 2414 nt
Organism: Microstroma glucosiphilum
Lineage: Eukaryota; Fungi; Basidiomycota; Exobasidiomycetes; Microstromatales; Microstromataceae
Exons: 1
Coding region: 163-2193 (676 amino acids)
Source: RefSeq, a predicted model, not a curated record
GCCUAGGAAGGCACGUACCGUGACUGAAACUAAUAUUGCAUCGACCAUCAGUUGCUACUUUCCCACCCCUCCCCCGUCUGUGGUGACAAUCCUCAUAUAGCAUCUGUAGGUCCGGCCCAGUCCGAUGUCAUCUCCUCCCACCAUUCUUUCUGCACCCUGAUCAUGGCCGUCUGUUCCCCACCUCGGGGCGAUGUCCUUCCUCUCGAUACCAGCUUUGCAACCACUUCUCAGAUGCUCCCAUCUCCCUUUCUCUCUCCUCAAUCGACGUCACCUCUCAGAGACGCAAACAGCGAAGUCGGCAGUCCUGCCUUGCCAUUCUCUUCAACAGUAGUGGGCGGGAGACGCAGGAGCAGCGUUGUUCGACCUCUCACACCAUCCAAGGCGUCGCUUCCUUCAACGCGCGAAGUGCCGGAAGAAGCAGUAGAGUCAUCGGAUCAACCCUCGAUGAGCUUCACCGUUGCCCCCGUCCAAUAUCGUACUCGCAAAGUCCGCGCAGCAGAGCUCGGCCAGGAGGGAGAAGCUCGAGACACCAGCGACUACGAGACGGACGAGGCCGGUGUCGCCUCUUCGCGCUCCUCGAUGGUCGACUUUGCCCCUGGUAGGGGACCGCUCUUGCUCAACGACACCCCACGCCGUCGAAGCAGCGAUGUAUCCUCGCAGAAUCGGAUGGCGCUGGAGCCCUCGUAUGUCUCUUCUCACUACACGGAUUCGGAUGAUGAGGAGACAAUCCAGAAGCUCUCCCGCAAGCCUGACAACACGCUGCGCAACAAGCACUCUUCUCUUCCUGGAAGCCAAAGUCAGGCGUCCUUUGCCGACACCACCCUCAAUGCUCCAGUAGGCCAUACAGCAGGGUCUUCGUCGAACCAGACGUCACCGCCGGCUCCAGCUGCUGUUCAGCCAACGGUCAAGACUCCUGCGGUACGGGAAGCACCUCCAGCUGAACCUCUCGACUCGACUGCUUUGAGGCAAAGAGUGGAAGAGUUGCAGCGCAAGAUUACCGGCGGACAGAGAGAUGCUUCUCACCGACCCAAUCCGGUCUCCGGGAGAGACAGCGCAGCCUCUACUUCUGCAACCGCUUCCUCAGACGUAGCCGAUCUUGCUCAGCGAGUCUUGGCAUUGGAAGUCUUUCUUCGCAAAGCCACUGCUGCCCUACCCCCGCUCCCCGCCUCUGCCUCACUAUCCCCUACAAAGUCGCAAUCAUCCGCACGUUCCGUCCGAAAGACCCAAGACUCCUCCUCCUCCUCUCGCCGCCCGACAGUGCAUCGUUUGAGGAGCUUCACACAUAGCGAUGGUACGCCUAGAGUCUCAUCUGACGUGUACAGCUCCAAACAAGGUUCGACAUCCUCUAGCACCAUCACUGCUCUUUCUCCGCAUCAACCAUCAUCUUGCGCCAGCUCUUCAUACGCUAUGAGCACUCGGACUCUCUCCCAAUCGUCCUUUGCGUCUUCCAUGUAUACGAAUGGUACUCGAACCACUCACACGGCUGCGACGAGCGUUCGUGAAGGCAGCGGAAGCGAUGGCGAUGGUGAAGAUGAAAAGUAUACCUCGUCCUCCGAUCGUUUGCGUGUUCCACCUGGUCAGCACGUCCAACGUCAGUCGCGACCAGGUUCCACCAGGCUCCCAUCCUCGGAUUCGUCUAGCGUGUCAUCUCGUCGCGUCAUCAUUCUCAACGGCAACACCGAAAUCAUGAUGGACGAGCAAGAUCGACUCUAUGUCCGCUGGGCAGGCGACUUUGUUCCUCUAGUGGACUUCUUCUCUUCCCCCGCUGCGCCCAUGACUGGACGCCCGUCUCUCCCGCCUCUGCAGGCCACUCGAUCCCUGCCCAGCGGGGCAUCCGCUCCCGUCUCUUCGGCCGCCUCGGUACGUUCCACGCACUCCUCAGGAUCUACAGAGUCCGGCCCUGCCUCGCUCCGAAGCGUCGCCCCUUCGAAUCUCACACACAAUUCCGCCCCCGGCGAGCUAGGCCAUGGUUCUGGUUCAGGAGGACUGCACUCCCGCUCCUUGGCCGGCUUCUCAAUGGCUCUCCCCACCAAGUCUACAGCGGAACGUCGACAGGCCAUUCUGGAGCAGGAAGAAAAGAUUCGACAGGAGAACGCAAGAAAGGGAAUGACGUCUACUCCGAAGAUGAGGGUCGGGCCGGGCAGGGGUAGGAUGAUUGUCAAAGCACCGAAGCCGCCCAAGGCGGCCAAGUAGACAUUCGAUGCCUACAUUUCGUUGGCGAGUCUUGUGUGAGAGAAUCAUUUCCUUGUAGAUCAUGUCUCGUAUACCUGCUAGCACAGUCUAGUCCCGUCACCUUGUUGUAAUACAAUUUAGAGUUGCUCCACAUGUACACCCUCGCCGCAUUGAUGAGUAGAGACCGUCCCUUCGAAUUGGGUGACAUCAUUACCGAACCCUCCGUGCUACUCCGCCAUACC